Austrofundulus limnaeus is the source of this 1584-nucleotide messenger RNA. RefSeq names its product synaptotagmin XIVa (gene syt14a). NCBI's taxonomy places the organism in Eukaryota, Metazoa, Chordata, Actinopteri, Cyprinodontiformes, Rivulidae. The record is from RefSeq and is a predicted model, not a curated record. Gene Ontology annotation, molecular function: phospholipid binding.
CCAACUGUAUCCAGAGGAUGAGAAGAACGCCGCCACUGGAUGAGCUUCAGCCGCCUCCCUAUCAGGAUGAGAAUGGUUCUCCGAGGAUGUCGUGCACUCUGUCGGACCUCGGAGACGCCAAGUGCGACCUGUCCCAGACCAGUGGAAGUCCGCACCUUUCUUUUGAAAAGUGUCCGAGCGAGGGCAGRGAUGGUCAAGAGACGGAGAGUUACCUCAACAAAGGCUAUGAGGAGGACGUUCCCAGCGACAGCACGGCUGUGCUCAGCCCAGAGGUCAUGUCCGCUCGUGGCUCUGCGGUGCGGCUCCCUAAGGGUUACGAACCGGACCCCYUUGCGAAAUACGGCACCCUGGACGUGGUGUUCGACUACGACUCGGAGGAGCAGCGGCUGACCCUGACCAUCAUGGCGGUGACCGAUCUGCCCUCCAUCAAACGCACCGGGAACAUUUCCUGGCAGGUCCACCUGGUGCUCCUGCCCACCAAGAAGCAGAGGGCGAAGACGGGCAUCCAGCGAGGCCCGUGCCCCGUCUUCACCGAGACCUUUCACUUCAGCCACGUGGAGUCGGAGAUGAUCAGCAAUUAUGCCGUGCGGUUCCGUCUUUACAGCAUGCGACGGAUGAAGAAGGAGAAGGUGUUUGGAGAAAAGGUGUUCUACCUCACCAAGCUCAACCUUCAGGGCAAAAUGUCUGUGCCGGUCAUAUUGGACCCGUGCUGUGCGCUCCCGGGCGGUGAAUCCCAGGUCAGCCUGUCUGAUAGGACGUGCAGCGAAAGCGCCUCGUCCUUCCAGUCCGUCAGUCAGACCUCCACGCCGGAGAUCCUGGUGGGCCUGAUUUACAACGCCACGACCGGCCGCCUCUCUGUGGAGGUCAUUAAGGGCAUCCACUUCAAAAACCUGGCWGCCAACAAGCCACCCAACGGGCUGUUCUGUUGUCUAAAACACUUAAUAGGUGGACAGGUUUAUAUAAUCAGAGAUACGUACGUCAAGCUGACCCUGCUGAACUCCAUGGGGCACGAAAUGUCCAAGUGCAAGACGUCCAUCUGUCGAGGUCAGCCCAACCCGACCUACAAAGAGACUUUUGUCUUCCAGGUGGCUCUUUUCCAGCUCUCUGAUGUCACGCUCAUCCUCUCUGUCUACAACAAGCGCAGCAUGAAGCGCAAGGAGAUGAUCGGCUGGAUUUCCCUGGGCCUGAACAGCUCCGGGGAGGAGGAGCUCACCCACUGGACUCAGAUGAAGGAGUCCAAAGGACAGCAGGUCUGCCGCUGGCACAGUCUGCUGGAGUCCUAACGGAGGAGGGGUGAAAAGAUGAACCAGAGGAGAUCAGCUGGGAARGAACCGGACGUCUCAUUCCACGACAGCGUGGGGUAAAAUCACCACCAACAGAGAGGGAUUAAUAAUCCUGUCCUUUCUGUAAUCCAUUGAUCUUUAGGUUUCCAUAUAUGGCACUUCCUGUUGAAUCAUGCUGGAAAAUAUGAGCACCAACACCUCCCGCUCUAACAACCAACACCAGAAUUACUCAAAUUCUUGUUAAUCAAGAAAUUAACAAUAUCCACUGUCACAGGUCUCAACAAUCCAUUUUUCUAAAAAA